Molecule: messenger RNA, 1035 nt
Organism: Fonsecaea nubica
Lineage: Eukaryota; Fungi; Ascomycota; Eurotiomycetes; Chaetothyriales; Herpotrichiellaceae
Exons: 4
Coding region: 1-1035 (344 amino acids)
Molecular function (GO): arylformamidase activity
Source: RefSeq, a predicted model, not a curated record
AUGGUUCUGGAAGCCGAAGACCUGCCCUCGUACAAGGACAUCCCACCCGUCCCGGGGAUGCCUCACGGUUGCGCGUGGGGCUUAUUCGACAAAGACGGCGUCAAGGACGAGCUGGGAACGCUGAACCUGCUGACGCCGAAGAAGGUUCUCCGUGCCAAAGAAGAGAUCCAGGCGGGAGUGAGUGUCUCGCUGAAGUAUUCACCUCUCUGGGACGUAUAUUUGAUAGGCGGUCCGCUGACAAGACUCCUUAGCUGGCCACUCGAGAACAUCCGCAACCCGGGACAUAAUCGGAAUCCCAUCAUACACAAGUUUCUGGACUUGAAGCCCGCGUUGGUGGGACAUGACGACGAAAUCACAAUCAAUACUCAGACCAGCAGCCAGUGGGAUGGGUUGCGACACUGGGCUUUUCAGGAGACUCAGCAAUACUAUAACGGACUGACCCACGAGGAAAUCAGUGGACCGAAUCCGAACUCCAGGAACGGAAUUCAAGAAUGGCUGAAACGAGGAGGUGUGACGGGUCGAGGGAUCCUACUUGACUACGUCGCAUGGGCGGAGCACAAAGGGAUCAAAUACAGGGCGGAUAGCAAGCACAAGAUCUGCGAGAAGGAUCUAGACGAGAUUGCGAAGUGGCAGAGAAGUGAAUUUCUGCCCGGCGAUAUCCUCUUUGUGCGCACGGGCUGGAUCAAGUGGUACAAUGAAGCCACUGACGAGGAGAGGGUGCAAGGCUGCAAGGUCAACCACAACUAUAUCGGAGUCGAGGGGACAGCAUCCUCGAUCGAAUGGCUGUGGAACCACCACUUUGCUGCCCUCGUCGGGGACAACAUGGCCUUUGAAGCCUGGCCAGCCGAGAUGCCGUACCGUAUCCACGACACCGCGCUCGGUCUGUGGGGAACACCAUUGGGGGAGCUGUGGGAUUUGGAAGCUUUGGCCGCCGAAUGCAAGAAACAGAAGAGGUGGACGUUCUUUGUGACAAGUGCACCACUGAACAUCGAAGGGGGCGUGGCGAGUCCACCAAAUGCGCUUGCUGUGCUGUGA